Naegleria fowleri is the source of this 1434-nucleotide messenger RNA. RefSeq lists its product as uncharacterized. Gene Ontology annotation, biological process: DNA replication; DNA strand elongation involved in DNA replication. The coding region runs from base 1 to 1434 and encodes 477 amino acids. Gene Ontology annotation, cellular component: delta DNA polymerase complex. The record is from RefSeq and is a predicted model, not a curated record. The transcript is spliced from 3 exons. Gene Ontology annotation, molecular function: DNA binding. Lineage: Eukaryota; Heterolobosea; Eutetramitea; Acrasida; Naegleriidae.
AUGCAUCACGAAAAGAGGCUUUCCGAUGUGGUCGAGGGAACAACUUCAUCGCUUCUCCACAAGCCCACUCCUUCAUCAUCAACCAGUCAUAAACAAAAACGAGAAUAUACGGAACAUGUUGCUCUUUCCAAAGAAUUAUUCUUACUGAGUGAUAAAACAUUCACACAACAAUUUUCAAAGUUAUAUGAACAUCGUAUCAAAACACUCAAACCUCCAUUGUUGAAGAAGAUUUCCAAACUCUAUCCGAAGGCCACACACGCCAAAUCCAUGUUAGAUCUUUCCAUGGGGGUGGAAUAUACGGUAGUUGGUACUCUCUACAAAGAAAUGAAAUUGAAACCAAACAUUUUGAGAGAAUUCACAUUGGAUAAAACAGCAUCGGAAGUUGCACAAAUCGAGAAUCGAAAUAAUUAUGUAUCCAAUGAUGAUUAUUUAAUCCUUGAAGAUGUCAAUGGUUCAAGAUGCAAUGUGAUAUUUGAAGGAAAGCAAUCCGAAAAGAACAAAAUAAUGACAAACCAAUUAGUGACAGGAAUCGUGGCUGGCUUGUUUGGAGAAAUCGACAGUAAUGGAACUUUUAUUGCAAGAGAUAUUGUUUUCAACGAUAUGGCACCACAAAAUGCUCUUGUUUCCAACUCAAAAGAUGCUUAUUUGGCUGUUUUAUCAGGUAUAUGUGUUGGCCACCCAAAAUUUGAUGCGGUUGCCACCCAAUUAGCUUUUGAUUUUAUCACUGGAUUGGCAACUAGUGGAGCAUUAGUGAAUAAUGUUGUGGCCAAGAUAUCUCGAGUUAUUAUUGCAGGAAAUGUGGUAAUUGCACCAGAGGAUCAAGGAAAGCUGUUUGAUGUUCGAGGAUCCUUGAGACCGAAAGAAUUAAGCUCAAUUGCCGAGUUCAUGAGGACUUUUGAUAUUUUAGUUGAACAACUUGCUUCAAACGUAGAUGUUGACAUUUUGCCUGGCUCUAAUGAUCCAUCUAAUGUUACAAUUCCACAACAACCUAUUCAUCCUUACAUGUUUCCAAAAAGUGCAUCGUAUUCUACUUGUCAUCUAGUCACUAAUCCUCACAUCAUUAGAGAGAACCAUGUAGACGUGGUCGUCACAUCAGGUCAAACUGUAGAGGAUGUUGAAAAAUAUUCUGUCUAUAAUUCAAGAUUAGACAUAAUGGAAAAUAUGUUGAAAUGGGGACAUUUAGCUCCAACAUCCCCAGAUACAAUGAGAUGCUAUCCUUUCCAGCAGGUAGAUCCUUUCAUUAUCAAGAAUACACCUCACGUUUUUGUGUGCGGAAAUUGCUCAAAGUUUGAAACAAAAUUGCUGGAAUUUGAGCAUGCUCGAACCCGAUUAGUUUGUGUUCCUGAGUUUGUGACGCAGCCCACCAUUGUUCUCAUUAAUUUGCGAACUCUUGGUUGUUUCCCCGUGAACUUCUCUACAGAACAUGUGAUCUAA